AUGGAGAACGGUCGGGCCUACCAUGCUUUCAAGGCAGGAUGCAAGUAUCCCUGUGCCCGUGCAAGGACCGAAAGGUCCUAUAUCCUCCCCAACGAUGAGCUUUACAUCUGCCCCGCCGGCAAGGGUAGCCACCAGAUUCAUCGCUGCCUGGAUGCUGGAUGUGGAACGGGCAUCUGGGCCAUGGACUUUGCCGACGAGCACCCAGAAGCACAUGUGAUCGGGGUCGACCUUAGCCCCAUCCAGCCAUCAUUUGUGCCCCCAAACGUCACUUUCUAUGUUGACGAUCUCGAGGCGGAAUGGACAUACAACCAGCCCUUCGAUUUUGUUUAUACGCGUAUGAUGUCGGCCUCAAUCGCGGACUGGCCAAAGCUGUUCGGGCAGGUUUUCGAGAACCUCUCUCCUGGAGGCUGGAUCGAGCUCCUCGACCCGGUUUCACCGAUAUACUGUGACGAUGGGACGCUCCCCAAGGACAGUGCGAUUUACCGGUGGAGCAACCUCCUGGCUGAGGCGGCCGCCAAGUUGGGCAGCCGGCUGGACUCGGGUCUGACUUAUAAGGACCAACUUCUCGACGCUGGCUUCACGAACGUGGUACAGACCACGUACAAGUGGCCGAUUAACGCCUGGCCCAAGGACCCAAAGCAUAAAGAGCUCGGCGCCUGGAGCUACGAAAAUACCAUGCAGGCUCUCCAGGCAAUCAGCUUGGCUCUUUUCACCCGCGCUCUGAACUGGACUGUCGAUGAGCUCGAGUUAUUCCUAGUCGAAGUCCGCAAGGACCUGCGGAAUUAG
Molecule: messenger RNA, 786 nt
Organism: Gaeumannomyces tritici R3-111a-1
Lineage: Eukaryota; Fungi; Ascomycota; Sordariomycetes; Magnaporthales; Magnaporthaceae
Exons: 7
Coding region: 1-786 (261 amino acids)
Molecular function (GO): methyltransferase activity
Source: RefSeq, a predicted model, not a curated record